This is a messenger RNA of Ictalurus punctatus (channel catfish), 2001 nucleotides long. RefSeq names its product nuclear envelope integral membrane protein 2 (gene nemp2). The record is from RefSeq and is a predicted model, not a curated record. The transcript is spliced from 9 exons. Gene Ontology annotation, cellular component: nuclear envelope. NCBI's taxonomy places the organism in Eukaryota, Metazoa, Chordata, Actinopteri, Siluriformes, Ictaluridae. Bases 139 to 1602 code for a protein of 487 amino acids.
UCAUGCCUUACCGCAGUGCACCGAAUUUGAAAAUAAAACUUUUCCUAUCUGAGUUAGCCAGCUAGCUAGCUGCUUAAGUCCUGUUAGCUUUUAAUAUUGCAGCAGUGUAAAUUAGCCAUUUAGCCACGUUAUGCCAUUAUGAAGAAGGUUGUUAGCAGUAUAUAUGCUGUAGGAUUAAUUAUUAUUUCCAUCUCACGCGCUGAAGGAAACAGAGGAUAUUCCUAUGCAGACUGCACCUACGUGAAGCCAGACUACGCCUCCAUCUACUACGGGGGUCGGUGCUUCUGCUACACCAGUCCCGCAAUCAAAUGGAAAGACUACUGGUCCACUUUCCAGGUCCAAGUGUCGAGCCACGAGGACGUCGUGAUCGUGUACCCGAUGGAACCCAGAAACUGCCACGACUCUGAGAACCUUCUGAAGCUCGGCACGUGUCUGAUGGAACACUACUGGCUCUCGAGUGUUCAGAAGGAGAGCACUGUGGACCUCCCGCUGGUUGAGGAGGAGGUGUUCUUCAUGGCCAGGUCUCCCAGAGCCAGCACCGAGUACACACUCUACGUCUCCAAACAAAGGUUUAACAGGAUGCGGUUUUUCCUCUUUGUCUCCGGACUCGUGCUCUUCUUCUUUGCGGGAGUCAUAUGCAGGAGCUUGCUAUUUUUCUACAUCUCUGGGGUUUCACUGGGAGUGGUCUCCAUUUUAGUUUUCCUGCUUCUGGCCCUGAAAAACGUCGUACCGACGCGAGGACUCUUCCUGCUGCUGUUCGCUGCCGGCUCCGGUCUCUCGUACCUGGGCAUCCAGAAGCUGAUAAACGAGCGGGAUGAGAUGAUGACGCUGUACUGGAGAGAGCUGCUCGGUUACCUGCUGGUGUCAGGCUUUGUGAGUUUGGCAGUGUGUUACCGCCUCGGCCCCGUCACUAGCAGGCGCACGCUGAACGCAGCGACGUGGACUCUGCAGGCUGUAGGCGUGGUGCUGGCAUGUCACGGUGUCACCUACGCUCCCGUGUCCUGGAUACUGCUGGCUGUGCUGCUGGGGCUUAAGAUCCUGCCUCUGCUGUUCACCCUCUUCCUGGCCAUCUGGAGACAAACGUGUUGGCUGCUGUCGAUGUCCCUGGGUCUGUUCCAGAGGAGGAGAUCACCUAACUGCAGGCUGCUGACGGAGGAGGAGUAUCGGGAGCAGGCGGAGAGACACACCAGAGCCUCUCUGGAGGAAUUGAGGAGGCACUGCAGCAACCCUGGCUUUCCCGCAUGGGACACGGUGCUGAGACUCCGUGCCCCACAGAGGUUUGCCGAGUUCCUGCGUAGCGGAGCCCACAUCACGCCGUCAGAGCUGCAGAGCCACGAGCAACACAACAUCUUCGGAGCAGAGUACGGCGAAAAAUCACUUCUGGACUCGACGCACACCACAGCUACAUCAGAGGACUUCAGCGACGACGAGAUCAACACGAACACACACCAAUCUCCGAACCUGAGCCCCUUCUGUUCUCUUCCUGAUGUUCCUACUCUGCCCAUUCCUCCCACCUACACAGCCUCUAUCUGCCCCUACCCCCCCACGCCCUACACCCCAGUACCCGAGCGCCUGCUCACAGACGACGACGAGCCCUUCUGACCCGUCCAGCUCUGACUCUCACUCGCCUGAUCACGUGUAUAAAAAAAAAAAAAAAGAAGAAAAAUGGGUUUUUAAAGGGUUUUUCCUCUGCUUUUAUUUUUAAAUAAUUUAAACUGGAAGAUUGUUUGUAUUUGUUAUUUUAACUUCGAACACUUGUAAAUAACGACGCCACGUCCAACCUCCAAGGGCUUUUAAUUAUGAUUCAGGGAAACACUGCCCUCUAGUGUCUGUGUUACAUAAUCACAACACACACAGGAAGCUGGAUUUAUUCUCAUUUUGCUGUGGCAUGGUCAUGUGAUAUUUUUUAUUUUUAAAAAAGAUUUUAUGAGUAGAUCAUUUUACAGUAAUGUAUCACUGUCUAGUUUUAUGCCUUCUUUAAUAAAGAACAAUGACACUGUA